CAGAGGUAAUAGUGAACUUGAUUUUCGUAUCAUAAAUUACGGUAAAGUCUAUAAUCCCAUCACUGUGGAUGUAGAUUAAAGAAUUCAGAUUUUCUGUGGGUAAUGGUAUUCUAGGAACGGAAUGUUUACUGACCCAAAUACAGCUUCCCCUCCAUCCGAGGAAUCCCCCCGAACAUCCUCGACCUACAGAAUUUCCCCAGGUAAUGUAUAAAAGCCAGUUCUGCAGUGCUGAGGGUACGGAGUUCUGCAGGUUUAGAAGUGGACAGAUCUUCACUGUAUUCACUGAGGCCUUCACUACAACUACUGCCAUCAUCUUUACCAGCUUUCACCAGCUCUCUACACCAUCAGAUCUUCACCAGCUCUCUACGCUCUCCACACCAUCAGAUCUUCACCAGCUCUCUACGCUCUCCACACCAUCAGAUCUUCAUCAUCCACCGCCUCAGAUCUUCAUCAUCCACCGCCUCAGAUCUACACCAUGUCCAGACUGCUCCUGGGUCCUGCAGUGCUGCUGCUGCUGCUGAGUGUUUGGGUGUCUCUGGAAGAAGCCAGUCCGCUGAAGUGCUGUACGAACUAUUCCCCAAAGCCUUUUCCUCUCAAUCGACUGAAGCAUUUCAGCGUACAGGAUGCCACCGGGGUCUGCCGGCUCAGCGCUGUGAUAUUUACUACAUUGAAAAAUAAAAAGAUCUGCGCAGAUCCUGAAGCAGCCUGGGUUAAAGAUGCAGUCAGUCACAUCAAAACUAAAGCCAAACCAAACUGAGACACAGUCUGGAGCCUGAAGUCUAAAUCUGGAGUCUGAAGAGAGUCAGCUGAGCUUCUGCCUUACAGUUCAACCAAAUCACCAUAUGGAAUGUAAAAUUAUUUAAAAGAAACUAAAUGUAUAUUAUCAGAAACAUGAUUAUAAUAAAGCUAUUUUUUACCCCAGAAUCUCGGAGAAUCUCUGAGU
Molecule: messenger RNA, 943 nt
Organism: Astyanax mexicanus (Mexican tetra)
Lineage: Eukaryota; Metazoa; Chordata; Actinopteri; Characiformes; Acestrorhamphidae
Gene: ccl20a.4
Product: chemokine (C-C motif) ligand 20a, duplicate 4
Exons: 4
Coding region: 476-757 (93 amino acids)
Biological process (GO): lymphocyte chemotaxis; cellular response to type II interferon; chemokine-mediated signaling pathway
Cellular component (GO): extracellular region
Molecular function (GO): chemokine activity; CCR chemokine receptor binding
Source: RefSeq, a predicted model, not a curated record